UCUCAACAUGCGGAGGCUACUGAUUUUGAGUGUGCUGCUGGAGGCAGUUUUUGGCACUGAGAUCUUUGUGGGGCACCAGGUUCUCCGGAUCUCUGCAGCUGAUGAAGCCCAGGUGCAGAAAGUGAAGGAGCUGGAGAGCUUGGAGCAUUUGCAGUUGGACUUCUGGCGGGACCCUGCCCGGCCUGGACUCCCCAUCGAUGUCCGAGUGCCCUUCCCCAGCGUCCAGUCUGUCAAAGUCUUCUUGGAGUCUCAUGAUAUUAGCUAUGAAAUCAUGAUUGAAGAUGUUCAGUCACUGCUGGAUGAGGAACAGAAGCAGAUGUCUGCCUUCCGGACCAGGGCCCUGACGACCGAUACCUUCAACUACGCCACCUACCACACACUGGAUGAGAUCUAUGAAUUCAUAGAUCAGCUGGUGACAGAGAACCCACAGCUUGUAAGCAAGAUCCAUAUUGGCAACACUUAUGAAGGCCGCCCCAUUUAUGUCCUGAAGUUCAGCACUGGAGGAGCCGAUCAGCCAGCCGCCUGGAUUGACACCGGCAUCCACUCCCGGGAAUGGGUCACCCAGGCUAGUGGGGUCUGGUUCGCCAAAAAGAUCACUACAGACUAUGAAAAGGAUGCAACCCUCAAGGCCAUUCUUGAAAAAAUGGACAUCUUCCUGGAGAUUGUCACCAACCCUGAUGGUUUUGUAUAUACCCACAAAACGAACCGCAUGUGGCGCAAGACUCGAUCACGCAUACAGGGCUCCCUCUGCGUUGGGGCGGACCCCAACAGGAACUGGGAUGCUGGCUUCGGGUUGUCCGGAGCAAGCAGCAACCCCUGCUCAGACACUUACCACGGCAAGUCCGCCAACUCUGAGGUAGAGGUCAAGUCCAUCGUGGACUUUGUGAAAAGCCAUGGAAAAAUCAAGGCCUUCAUCUCCAUCCACAGCUACUCCCAGCUCCUUCUCUAUCCUUAUGGCUACAAAUCGGACUCAGCAGCCGACAAGGAUGAGCUGGAUGAGCUAGCUAAGUCUGCCGUGACGGCCUUGACAUCUCUGUAUGGGACCAAGUACAAGUAUGGCAGCGUCAUUGAUACAAUCUAUCAAGCCAGUGGGAACACUAUCGACUGGGCCUACAACCAGGGCAUCAAGUAUUCUUUCACCUUUGAGCUGCGGGACACUGGGCUCAGAGGCUUCUUGCUGCCUGCCUCCCAGAUCAUCCCCACAGCUGAGGAGACGUGGCUGGCCCUUCUGACCAUCAUUGACCACACCUCAAAACACCUCUACUAAAGUAGCCCUUUACCCCCAGCCUCUCCUCUCUCCCUAGCCCCUUCCGGGCAA
Messenger RNA from Chionomys nivalis (European snow vole), 1318 nucleotides. RefSeq names its product carboxypeptidase A1 (gene Cpa1). Gene Ontology annotation, molecular function: metallocarboxypeptidase activity; zinc ion binding. Gene Ontology annotation, biological process: proteolysis. The transcript is spliced from 10 exons. NCBI's taxonomy places the organism in Eukaryota, Metazoa, Chordata, Mammalia, Rodentia, Cricetidae. Bases 8 to 1267 code for a protein of 419 amino acids. The record is from RefSeq and is a predicted model, not a curated record.